This is a messenger RNA of Helianthus annuus (common sunflower), 2167 nucleotides long. RefSeq names its product probable dolichyl pyrophosphate Man9GlcNAc2 alpha-1,3-glucosyltransferase. Lineage: Eukaryota; Viridiplantae; Streptophyta; Magnoliopsida; Asterales; Asteraceae. The transcript has 9 exons. Gene Ontology annotation, biological process: protein N-linked glycosylation. Gene Ontology annotation, molecular function: dolichyl pyrophosphate Man9GlcNAc2 alpha-1,3-glucosyltransferase activity. Gene Ontology annotation, cellular component: endoplasmic reticulum membrane. The coding region runs from base 436 to 1986 and encodes 516 amino acids. The record is from RefSeq and is a predicted model, not a curated record.
CCUAUUUCUAAUCAAUCGGUCCACCAUCACCAUCGAUCUCCCCCAACCUCCACAACCUCAGCCACUGUGAGCUGCAACCACCACUGUCCGACCUUCCAUCGCCUAACAAACCCUAACCUAGCCACUUUCAAGCCGCUGCACACCAAAUCCUGCGACCGCUGUUCCUGAUAUAGAAAAUUCCUGGACUCGCGAUACUCGUUGCUUCCGGUUCCUGCGGUUAGAGCAGCUUAUGCCAGUCACAGUGUCACACAUUCUUAGCAGCAUCGUUCAGAAUCGUUCCUAUCAGGACUUCGAUACCCGUCCUCUCAUUCAUAAACCCAAGGUUUCCGACAAUUUCACCCCUGUUUGUCUAUGCAAACUCGAGUGGGGUUUCUUGAUGCGUCUCCGAUUCUUCAUCCAGCUCGAAUUAUUACACUAAAUUAAGAUACAAAGGAGAUGAAAAAGUCAAGGGUAACAAAGGUAGUCAAAGUAGAGACCAACAACAAUAAUGCUCGGUGGUGGUUGACUCACACGAGUAUUUCAGCCCCAUUCAUAUGUGUUAGUCUAUUUGCAAUCCUCGUGCGCGUUGCCGUAUCUCUGCAUCCGUAUUCCGGAGCAGGCGACCCACCUAAAUACGGAGAUUUCGAAGCACAAAGACACUGGAUGGAGAUCACAACCAAUCUUCCCGUCAACGAAUGGUAUCAAAACACCACUAAAAACGAUCUUCGUUACUGGGGACUUGACUACCCACCACUUACCGCUUAUCAGAGUUACGUUCACGGUCUUGUUUUAAAAUUCUUCCAUCCCGAAUCGGUUUCGCUUUAUACUUCGCGUGGCCAUGAAUCCUAUUUCGGAAAGUUGCUAAUGAGGUGGACGGUUUUAUCCUCUGAUCUCCUCAUAUUCUUUCCCGCAGUCCUGUGGCUUAUUGUAGCCAUCACAGACCAAUCACGAGGGCAAAAAAGUAAAAUAGCAUGGCAUGUUGCAAUGAUUUUACUUAACCCAUGCCUCAUCCUCAUUGAUCAUGGUCAUUUUCAGUUUAACUGCAUAAGCUUAGGACUUACCGUUGGAGCUAUUGCGGCCGUACUCAGUGACAAAGAUCUUGUUGCUUCAUUCUUGUUCAGUCUUGCCCUUAACCACAAACAGAUGAGUGCUUACUAUGCCCCUGCAUUUUUCAGCUAUCUAUUGGGUAAAUGUCUAAAACGUCGAAAUCCACUUCUCGAGGUUUCAAAGUUGGGUAUGAUUGUUAUAGGAGCGUUUGCUCUUGUUUGGUGGCCAUAUCUUCAGUCUAGAGUCGCGGUUUUGGAGGUUUUAUCCCGCCUAGCUCCGUUUGAGAGGGGAUUAUACGAGGAUUAUGUGGCUAAUUUUUGGUGCACGACUUCAGUUCUCAUAAAGUGGAAGCUAUUGUUCACCACACAGUCGCUAAAACUCUUAUGUCUAUUCAUGACCGUUUGUUCAUGUCUGCCUUCGAUGUUUCUUCAGAUACGCGCUCCAAGUACCCGAACUUUCCUCUAUGGGUUGCUUAAUACCGCUUUCUCAUUUUAUUUUUUCUCAUUUCAAGUACACGAGAAGUCUGUCCUUCUGCCACUCUUGCCGGCAAGCAUUUUAGCCGUAGAAGAACCGUUCAUAUUUCAAUGGUUUACACACUUCGCCUUGCUCUCGAUGUUUCCGCUAUUAUGUCGUGACAAAUUACUCCUUCCAUACAUCGCGCUCUAUGGUAUCUUCGUCUUCAUUUACUGCGCCCCAAAUGGAAAACCCGACACACCAAACCCUCCUCGUUCUUGGUCUCGUGUGACAUCGUUUUAUGUUGUUUUUCUUCUUUUCUUAUCUUUUGUUCUCCACGUUAUUUAUCUCACCGUAGACCCCCCAAAUAAAUACCCGUUCCUCUUCGAAGCUAUCAUCAUGCUUUUGUGUUUCUCUCAGUUUGUUUUGGUUGCUGUUUACACAAACUGGAAACAGUGGAUUUUGUCUAGGAAAUCACUCGUCGGUAGUGAAAAGAAACUGGCUUAAUGCUGUUAGUUUAAGGGGUUUUUUUUUUUUUUUUUUUUUUUUUUUUUUUUUUUGUAAUUUAGGCUUUGAUGAGAAUUCCAUGUGUGGAAUGUUAUAGCUGAUUUGUUGUGUCAUCGACCGCGGUCUUGCUGUUUUAUAGCAGAUCCAGUAAAUUUUUAGUAACAUAUAGACGUUUCAUGCA